AUGUCGAAUCAGUACGCACAGGGGACACUGAUAUGGGUCAAACACGAGGAGGAAGUUUGGAUUCAGGCUGAAAUCGUCACAUCGAACGAGAAGGAAAUCAUCGUGAAAACAGCCGAAGAUCCCAAUGGUCGACUAGUGCUGGGACCAAAUGAGCCGAUUUUCCUGAGGACAUCUGACGUUUUCACGUCCGAGGGCUUGUCCGUGCUAGAUGAUUUGACGCAGUUGACGCACCUGCAUGAGCCAGCGGUGCUCAGCUCUCUACAGAACCGCUUCGACAUCGAUAAAAUCUAUACGUUCACUGGACCCAUCCUCAUCGCAUUGAACCCUUUCAAGUUCGUCCCGGGCCUUUAUGACGAGGAGAUUCUGAAGAGUUUCAUCACCACCAAGCCAUCGACGAAGCCCCAUGUGUUCAACACAUCAAACGCUUCAUAUCGUGGGAUUUGUGAUCGCCACAAGUCCCAGACGGUGCUCAUCAGCGGGGAGUCAGGUGCCGGCAAGACGGAGACCACAAAGUUUGUGAUGAAGUUUCUAGCUCUUGCGGGAUCUGCUGACGGUCAGGUUACCGAUGUAGAAAAGCAGGUGUUGGAGUCGAAUCCUCUCCUGGAAGCAUUUGGGAACGCCAGAACACUCAGAAAUGACAACUCGAGUAGAUUCGGGAAGUUCAUCGAGCUCCAGUUCCGGCCUUCACAAGACUCUGGUGUGAAGGGCGCCGUGCAAGGCAUGUCUGGUGAAAGUUUGAGACUCUGCGGUGCUCGAAUCCGGCACUACCUGCUUGAGAAAGUUCGCGUGUGUGAGCAGCAGGAAGGAGAGCGCAACUACCACAUCUUUUAUGAAGCUUGUGCUGCGGCAGCAAAGCUGGGUGGCGGAAAAGUUUACAGAUAUCCGCAGAUGUUGUCCAAGGAGAAGGUGGUAGAGGAGGCGGACAUCGAUUUAGAAGGUUUCUCUGAGCUCUCGAACUUCGCCUUCUUGACACGAUCCAGCUGCAAAACUCUGAAGGAUGUUGAUGAUGUCGAGAUGUUCGAGCGUCGCAUCCAUGCCAUGCAGACUAUAGGCAUCAAGAAGGACGAUCUGUCUGAGAUUCUCCACAUGAUAGCGGCAGUCUUGAACCUCGGCAACUCCAAGUUUGAUGCCCCUCCGAACAACAGUGAGGGGUCCAUGAUCAUGGCGGAAUGCGCAAACAACUUGGCCGCUGCUGAGAAAUUACUGGGCAUCCAAAGUGGGGACUUAGAGAAAGCUCUCUGUCACCAGACACGCGUCACGCGGUCAGAGAAGAUCCGCAGCCCUGUCAAUGUUCGUCAGGCGGCGGACAAUCGUGAUGCUUUGGCAAAGGCUUUGUACGGAAUCGUGUUCAACUUCAUUGUCCACAGCACCAACCUCUCCAUUGGGUACAUCAACGAUGUUAAGCUCUUUGUAGGAGUCCUUGACAUUUUCGGCUUCGAAUGCUUCAAGAUGAACUCGUUUGAACAGCUGUGCAUCAAUUUCACCAACGAAAGGCUCCAGCAGUUCUUUAAUUCCUUCGUCUUCAAGCUCGAAGAGCAGCUCUACGAGCGAGAGAACAUCCCAUGGGAUGCAUUGGAUUUCCCAGACAAUCAGGACUCCGUGGACUUGCUGGCCGGGAAAGGGACUGGUGUUUUUGCCAUGUUGGACGAAGAGUGCCUGGUGCCAAACGGGUCUGAUCAAGGCUACUGCAACAAGCUGAUCAAGCAGCACAAAGGCCAUCGCAGGUUUGACGAGAUCAAGACGAAGCCAACGUGGUUUGUCAUCAAGCACUUCGCUGGACCUGUCAGCUACUGCACCGACUCAUUUUUGGACAAGAAUCGAGACCAGCUCAGCAAUGAUCUGAUCGAGUGCGUCGGAAACAGUUCCAAUCAGUUUGUUGCGAACCUGUUCCGCAAGGACCCUAAAUUUGCGGAAGCAUUUUCCAAGGAGGAGGACCAGCCAAAAGGUGGCAAGAAGAAGAAGUACACCGUUUCGUCCGAAUUCAAGGAGCAGCUCUCGAGUCUGAUGGAUGUGGUGGAUCUGACGGAGCCCCACUUCAUCCGAUGCAUCAAGCCCAACCCGCAGAACUUGCCAGACCUCUUUGACAGAAAGGGUGUCACGGAGCAGCUGCGGUAUGGCGGGGUGUUGCAAGUGGUCCAAGUCAGCCGAGCAGGGUAUCCUGUCCGAAUCAACCACCAGGAAUGCUGGGAUGACUACAAGGUCGUUGGCUCGCCAAAGGUUGUGUCGGAGCUUCGCCACUUGCAGGACCCCAAGAUUCGAGCCCAAAAGUUGUUGGAGCACCUUGAUGCGGAGCUGAACAUACCAAAGCCCAAGCAUGGCCUGUCGUGGGCAGUGGGAAAGACACUCGUGUUCUUCAAGCUUCCAGCUUAUGAGCGGGUGAAAUUUGCUCGUCUAGAGCUUCUGAUCAAGAGCACGACUCUGAUUCAGGCUUCUUGGCGUGGCAAAGUUCGGAGGCGCAUGUUUGUCGCCAUUCGUCUGUUCACUCGUCAUGUGCAAGCCCUGCUGCGGUCCAAGCAGGCUCGUGCUGACCUUCAGAGAAGGAGGUCCGAGGACUGCGCUACAAAGCUGCAGGCCCAUGCCAGAGCGAAACUGGCUCGGACCCGAUACCAAAAUAUCAUGCGCAAGGUGAUCAAGAUUCAGGCUGUCCGACGAGGGGUGAUUGGGCGUCGAUAUGCUAAAGAGCACAAGCGCCACGUCAGCGCGGCCAGGCUGCAAAGCUUGGUUCGCACACGGAAGGAACAGAGAAUCUACGAUGCCCUGAGGCAGUCAGUUGUGUUCGCUCAGCAGCGCCUGCGCAUGCGCAAUGCGAAAGGGCAACUCAAGAAGUUGAAGCAAGAAGCGAAGGAGGUCGGUGCCAUGAUGGCCAAGGCACAGAAGGCUCAAGAGCAGGCUUCUGAAUUGCGGAAGCACAACGAGGAGAUGGAGGCACAUCAGCUUCAGCUGCAGUCCGAGAACAAGACUCUCUCGAACAAAGUCAAGCACCUGGAGGAGAUGCUGCAGCAGAUGCAACAACAGUUUGAGGAGAUGAAAAUUCAGGCGGCCGAAGCUGCAAAGUUGGCUGCGGACCAGUCCAAGACCGUUGUGGAGGCUGAGAAGAUGGAGGGCCUCAACAGCCAACUGAGCCAGAGGGACGAGGAACUGGCUGGGCUACGCAAAGAACUGCAGGACAUGAAGGAGAAUCAUUCCAAGCAGCAGGAGUCUCUCAAAGCAGCGGAGGUUCGCAUCUACCCAGUCAUAAAAGUGCUCCGGCACCUGCGCCACGCAGUGCAGCACGCGGGAACCGGAACGUUUUCAUCCAGUUGGCAGUCAUCUCAAGCAGACUGCUUUCACUUCAGCUUCAAGCGUGAAAACUUCCUGUGCGCUGUCAGUGUCGGUCUCAUCGAAGCCACUGGGCCACUGGGAGAAGGGCUUUCCUCAAGUGGCACAACCAUGCCUGGUCCGCGCAUGUCGUUGUCACGUGUGGAGCAUACCCUGCGGCUCCUCAAUGCGCUCAAGACGCCAUCUCCGCCGGUCCAGCGCUCGCUCGACGAGUCGGCAGGCAAGCUGUCUGUUGUUUUCCCUCGCUGGCUGAUCAUCGUUAAUGUUUUCGCUAUGAUUCUGGUUGCUCUCGCAGAGGGCAUACUCCAGCCUGCCUCCAUGUCCGGAAAUCCUGGCCUUCAACACCCGCGAUGGGCUGCCUACGCGACUCUGCUGUCGUUGAUCUUCUGCUUGACCGAAUUGUUGAAUGGGGUGCGUGCUUCCUUCGUGUUUUGUGGCUAUUUGGUCAUCCUGGCACUCCUCGGACUGUUGAGUUAUAGAGACAUUGUUUCUGGCUUUGCGCGGAUCGGCCCAUGGCUGCCUCAGCUUCAACUUGUAAUCAUCCGUGGGAUCAGCGAUUCAGGAAUAAUGGAGUUCUCAUUGCUUUGGAUGCUCGGCCGGCAUCCGCAGAAAGGCACUUCGGCGCGUUUGCGCCUUUACAUCGCGACUCUGUGUCUUGGAGCCAUCGUGGGUGCUACAGCCACCAUUGCAACGGCAACGCCGGUGAUCAUCCAAUGGGCUAAGUGCCAUGACUUCAAGGUGCGGCCGCUGCUUCUGAUGAUGGUCGUUGCUGCUACCUGUGGGAAUUCCGUGUUUGUCACGAGCAGUCCAUCGUCAAUCGCCAUCCGUGAUGUGAUGUGUGAGGCCCGGACCUGCUCUCUCAAGCUGAACUCCCAGACACCCCUUGCUCUCCUGAGCGCGUCUGUGCUUGGACUCUAUGCCAUGUUUGUCGGCGACAUGCUCUCCAAGCGUGAUUCCAUCAAGCCUGAGGAGGUGCGCCACAGAACGGGAUAUAGCGUUCCGAAUCUGCUCCGUCCGACUCCAUCUCAGCCAAGUGUAGAGCGCGAGGAUGUAGCUGACUCUUCUCACCCUUCGUGCGACCUGGAAAGGUGGCCAUACGAGUUGGACUUUGUGGUCGUUACUGGCUCGAUGGUUUGUGGUCAUACCCUCCGCUCUGCUGGCUUCAUGAACUCGAAGGAUGUGCUCAUUCAGAGGAUCUCCAGGAUACAAAGCAUGGCAGAUGAUUCGAGUCUGGAGCUGGUCUCGCAUUCCACUUCUGAGCUUGACUUGGACGAUUGGUGUUUGGACGUAGACGACGUGAUAACAGCCAGAUGUUCUGCAGCAGGUGUUUGCACCAUGCGUCGAUACCCGGGCAUUUUUGCAAUGCGAGGACUGCACUGCCAUCAGAUCCUGGGCGGACGUCGGCAUGAGAGGCGACUAUAUGAAAGUGUGGUGUCGCCUGGAAGUGAGCUGAUUGGAAAGAGUGUGGAGGAGCUUCUAGGGCUGCACGAGCUGUCUGCACGAUCGACGACGGAAUCAGUGGUUCCCUGGUCUGUGCGGAUGUUUAGAGGUUAUCCUUUGGCUGCUUGGCGCCGUGAGGAGGAGGCCGCUGGCUUCCGAAGCCGGCCUCUGUGCGCGCACGGAGACUCCCUCCAAGCCGGAGAUGUCAUUCUUUUUGAUGCUUUUCAGGAGUUUCCGAAGUUGCAGACGACCCAGCGGAACUUCUUGGUGUCAGGCCUUGUACCGAACUCCCAGGCACCGCGCCACGGACGCUCCCGGGACAUGUGGCGGGGAGUGCUCGCGAUCAUCGCCUUUAUUGUCGCGCUGCUACUGGACCUUUGGCAGAGGAUCAAUAUUCUAGUUGGCUGCAUGUUCAUUGUGGCCAUGCUGCUGAUGUCGUCUGCCGUCAAGCCCAACGACAUCCCUGAGAUCUUGGAUUGGAACUCCUGCCUGACGGUCGGCUGCGGAGAGGCGAUUUUCAUUGCCAUUCGGCGCAGUGGUCUGUUGACUGCGCUGGCUGGUCUCAUCGCACAAAUUGGAGCAAUUGGAGGCAGCCCACUGCAGCUGUGCACGCUGUCCUUGGCUGCUCAGUUGGCAGCUGCUUCAAUUUCGCCGACACCAGCAGGCCUGCUCAUAGCAAAUGCAGCAACUGUACUGGAUGAGAAGCACCAGCAGUUGGACUCGCAGCAGCUCGUCAUCCUAAUCAUGAUCUCGUGCAACAUGGUGCUGAACAUCCGGAUGCCUGAUGAUCUUAUGCGCGGGAAAAAGCGCAGCUUCAGCGACUUGCUCAAGUCCGCGUUCGCCAUUUGCUCUUCUGGCAACUUCCGACUGCCGCCUUGGUUAUGGUGCUCACAGUGUUAUGGACACUUGUGUUCCAUGGAACUUGAUCGUCAAGUGCUUCUCGUCUCUACAAGCAUGCGUGGCUCGCUGGCGCGUCCUUCCAAUGCUCGCAAACUGCGAGUGUUGGGGCGGGGCGUGGCGGAUCUGGCAUACCGAGGUCGGGGCAUCGGCCACUGGCAAAACUACGAUGUUGGGGGCGCUUAUACAGGAGCAGAGGCAGAUCUUGCUGUCCUAGAUGUCAAGAUUGGUGGGCGCACGUUGAAGUUCCUCGACUGCUCUGGGAAUGACCGUGCGGCACAUUUGGUGAAGGAAUGGUUCGCUCGCACGCAGUGGGUCUUCGUGGUGUACAGUCUGACCGACAAGAGGUCGUAUGAAAAAGCUUUGUCGCUAGUUGGCGAAGCACGACAAGCUGGGGCCAGUGUAGUGCUCUUUGCCAACAAAUUCGACAUCAAUCAGGGCAAGCCAGUCGAGGUGAACUUGCAAGAUGCUGUAGACAAGGGCACGCAGCUUGGUGCCUAUGUGGGUGAAGGUGUUUCAUUGUCCGAAUGGGCGAGGUUUGCUGCCAGCCAGGAUGAGACGCAAGCUCCAGCAGAAGAUGCGCCUCCUGAUGGGGCAGCUUCUGACGAUCCGCAGAAGCGCAGCUCGAUCUCAGCAGCCAUCGAUUCAGUGAAGUCUUGGUUUGGCACGACACCCGAAAAGGGUGGCAAGGCAGCAGGUGUGCUGCGUGCAUCGUUGAAGGGCACGAAGGCAAUGAAACAGGCCAAGCGUGAUGUAGACCCCAACGCAGAUCUUAAGCCUGUUCAAGAGUUGCAGGACUCGGAGUCUGCCGUGACCUGUGUGUGCUUUGGCCAAGAGAGACUUCACAGGGCGUACAUUCUCUUCGUCACUGCGUCCAAGGAUGGCACAGUCGUUGUGUACCGGUGCUACAGGACUGAAAUGGAGAUUGCAAUGUUGGCCGCAGAAGACUUCCGUGGUGACAAUGCAGCGCCUCCACCUGACCACUCCAACAUUGCAGUACAUUCUCGGCUUGUCGGCCAUUCACGCGCAAUCACAUCAGUCUUCUUCAAUCUACUUGAAGAUCAGCUCGUCACUACAUCAAUUGACAAAUCGGUACGUUUUUGGAACGUGGAUACUGGGGAGAUGCUGAAGGUUUUCACUGACUCCUCUCCAGUGCCCGUGGCCGCUUUCCUGCCUUUCAAUCCGCAGGUUUUUGUUGCGGCCAACUCGAAUGCCGUCCUGCGGCUUGUGAACGUGCAGAAUGGCAUGGUCCUUCAAAAGCUGAAGGUCGAAACCGAGGUGCGUACUUUGAAGUUCGAUGAUACAGGCUUGUUUCUUCUUGCUGGCACAAAGAGCGGCAGUAUACAUGUUUUGGAGGCAACAGACGCCAGCACGUUGAAGUUUAAGUUCAAGGUGCAGCUGGCGCGAGGAGGUGUAACCUGCUUGGUCUUCGUGCCUGCAGCACACGGCCAGCCCCCAUGUUUGUUGGUCAACACGUCAGAUUCGUCCGCGUCAAUCAUUGACUGCACUUAUGGACCUCCGCCUGGUGUGCUCACAAACUUGGCAGUUAGGCACCGUGUUCGCGUUGCCCACGCGCUGCUUCCACUAAAGUGCUGCUACUCACCGUCCAGCCAGGGAUACCUCAUUUCGGCUUCUGAAGACAAGGAGGUCUACAUCUACUCCCUAGCAAAGGGUGCAAACUACAAGAUGAGCUACCUGAAGCACCACCAGGUGCCAGUCGUGGCAGUGGCGACGAACCACCAGGACACACUGCUGGCAAGCGCCGACUCGCUGGGUCGGGUAGUGCUUUGGAGAAGGAUGGACUUCUCGCAUCUGCCUGAUUGA
Symbiodinium natans is the source of this 7479-nucleotide messenger RNA. NCBI's taxonomy places the organism in Eukaryota, Dinophyceae, Suessiales, Symbiodiniaceae. The record is from the annotation of a GenBank genome assembly.